GUGCCUCAGUUUGCUCUCGGUAGGCCAACGGUGUGGACGCGAACGCGAUUUAGUCCGGAUUUUACUUCUCGUUUCAGUUUCGUUACGUGCAAAAAGGAUCCUCCGGUGUGGAAGUUGGUCGUCGAAUUUGAAGACCAAUUAUGAGAAUGGAUUAUGCAAAUCGCGCGCAUCUUCGCGAACGAUACUAGAAAGGGGCCGAAUUUAAAUCUACAGAUUAAGGUGUCCAGCGGGCGAAGGCCAAUUCGGAAAAAUUACGUAAAUGAUUGUUGGUUGAUAUCGAUAGCAAUUAAUUAAUUACUAAAAUGGUGCGGCAUCGCCUCACACCAGCGCCGGUACCUAUCUCUGCUAUCUACUAACCAACAGCUUGUAAGAACAGACGAUCAGCCUUACGCCGUUGUUGGGAACACCGAAUAAAUCAACCGUGGCAAAUGAGAGGGACAGCUUUGACACGUUGAACAAGAUCCGGAACAAAGUGGGCUCAACUUUCAAUUCAGAGCACACCCGUAGAAACAGUGAAGCCGGAAAAGUACUCAGUGUUAUACAGUGGGGCGAUCGAAUCGCCAGUCGAGUUUUGCUGUUAUUUGAACGAUCUCAUUGUGAAUUAUAAGAAUGGCCAGAGUGGAGAAACAAAGAUCUCGGAUGAUAGGAAUCGUUAUCGGUGCAGCUUUAAUACUCAAUCUCACAGGAGUGCACUCUGCGGUAGCCUCUCGCGAAUGGGAUCCGAGCGCAAGCGCCGCCCGGAGGUACCACACCGACGGUAAUAGCAGCAGCAUCACCAACUACAGCAGGAGCCUCCCGUACAAUGUUAAUCAUGGCCAAGUGAGUCGAAGUGGACGCCACAACCACAACGCUGGCGCCACCGCCGGUCGAGGUAGCAACGAUCUCGUUCCGAUAGCUGGCACCAAAUCAUCCGAUCGGUACGGUGCAGGAAAAACGCAGUACAUGUACGAGCACAUGCAGAGUGGGUCAAUAAUGUUACCGAAGGGAGGCCGAGCGUUUCUAGAACCGGACCAAAAUAGAACCUUGGCGUACAUGUCCAAACUAGGCACAACGGUCUAUCGCCAAAAGCCGCACAGGAAUCGCGGCCAUCGGCAACGACAACAACACACUGACUGGUCGACCAAUCGUCGAUCGCAUGAUUCCAGUGUUAAAACGACUGUUGUCAACGGGUUGUGUAUCAAGUGUCCCGCGGAGAAAACCGCUAUAGCGCGAAAAGGCCUGGACGGAGUGCUAAUCGAACCGCCAAUGGUGACAACCUGCCGCAAUCAACCGAUCUCGCGUGACCUGUACGAGCUGGAAACACUGUUCGGUAGCAAGUUCAACUUUAUUCUGCCACAUUCGAACGGUGGAGGCCCGUUUUCAUUUCUAGCCAAGGUCGUCAACAAGCGCAGUGGAAAGACUAUUCAGACGUGUGAUUUACGAUACAAAGUUAUCGUGAAGCAGUGUGGAAGAUAUUACCCUAAGAACAAAGAUUUGAAGCCCAUAUGCGAUUUGGGAACGAUCUGGGGUUCCAGGUGCACAUUCUUCUGCAGGAACGAUGGUUAUCUGAGCCGACAGGAUGCCUUCGUGGAAUGCGGAGAAGAUCAAACCUGGGAAGGUGAAGAACCGUAUUGCGUUUAUAACGAAGUUUCCGAUGACUACGCGUACGACAGUGACGCCCCACAUACCACGGAUUGCACUUAUCUUAUCCCACCUAGCCAUGGUCGGUUUGCGUGCGAAAUAAAACCGAGUGACGUUAGCUUAAGCGAUCAGUACGUCCCGGAAGGGACUGUAUGCCGAAUCAAGUGUAACGAGCAUUAUGAUAUCCCGGCACAACUCCGACAGGCAUCCGUGUUUGGCUGUAACGACGGCCGCUGGAACUCCACUAUGAGGCACUUCUGCCACAAGACGGGUGGAGGAAUGCAUCCGAAACGAAGAUACGGUUAGGACAAACGGAAUCGCAGGAAACCGAUUCCACUAGUUUCACAACUGUAGAUUGUUAGAAUAAGCAUUACAAGAUAAGGACAUUGAUUUAUUGCUUCGAAACUAGCGCGAACUUGAAUGUGAUUUUGUGUAAGGAAAUGACAUUCUUCCCUGCUCGGAAGUGGGGAGAAGUAAAAGAUUACACUAACGUUUACGACGGAGAUUUUCGUCAACGCUGAUAACUGUUUUUUCCUCUUGAUGACAGUGCGAUAUUGAAUGCAUUAUUCUGACGUAUUAUUUACAUUACUAAAUAGCUGUUAUCGCUCCAAGUUGCGAUUGCUGGGUGCAUUUUCUAGCGAAGGAAUUAUCUCGGCUGCAUGACAAUAUGUAACAUAUUUUAGAAGAAAACAUUCGACUCAAUGUAAUCAUAAAAACGCUUGUUCAUAUUUAUCGACCGUUGAA
Wyeomyia smithii (pitcher-plant mosquito) is the source of this 2364-nucleotide messenger RNA. RefSeq lists its product as uncharacterized. The coding region runs from base 610 to 1926 and encodes 438 amino acids. The record is from RefSeq and is a predicted model, not a curated record. NCBI's taxonomy places the organism in Eukaryota, Metazoa, Arthropoda, Insecta, Diptera, Culicidae. The transcript has 7 exons.